GCCUUUAGAAAAUAUGUUUUGUAAUUUGGUUUCACUAAAUGCAUAAGGGGAGAAACACGAGCUGUGAGUGGUUCAAAGCUCGUUACAGAGCGAGAAUCGAACUUUCAGUUUCGAUAGAUUAAUCAAAAAAUGGAGUCCGUCUGAUACUCGGAGGUAAAACUCAGUUUAAAGGAUUCAGACUCGUCAAACUCAAAUUUAAGACCGCGACUAAGGUGUAUCAGAUCUAUUUCCACCGGACCAGCUCAGCUGAUCGUCCCGGUUCGGUGUCGCUCGUCCGGCUGAACAGAGUCCUGUUGUCGAGGAUCGGUGAGCCAUGUUGGGAGAAAUGGAGCCGCAGUGGUUGUCCGAGGAGGUGAAAACAGGAACGACCAUCCUGGCCAUAGAGUUUGAUGGAGGGGUGGUUCUGGGCUCUGACUCCAGAGUGUCUGCAGGGGAAACAGUGGUAAACAGGGUGAUGAACAAACUGUCCCCCCUUCACGACAGGAUCUACUGCGCUCUCUCGGGGUCUGCAGCCGACGCUCAGACCAUCGCAGAGAUGGUCAACUACCAGCUGGAUGUCCACAGCAUUGAGAUCGAUGAGGACCCGCAGGUCCGCUCAGCGGCCACUCUGGUGAGGAACAUCUCAUACAAGUACAAAGAGGAGCUGUCGGCACAUCUCAUCGUUGCCGGGUGGGACAGGAGAAGCGGAGGGCAGGUGUUUGCCACCCUGAACGGCCUCCUCACCAGGCAGCCUUUUGCUGUCGGGGGCUCCGGCAGUUUCUAUGUUUAUGGGUUUGUCGAUGCUGAGUAUCGAAAAGGAAUGAAAAAGGAGGAGUGCCAACAGUUUGUGCUCAACACUCUGGCUUUGGCUAUGAACCGUGACGGCUCCAGUGGGGGCGUGGCCUACAUGGUGACCAUCGACGAGCACAGCACAGAGGAGAAGGUCAUUCUAGGAAAUGACCUGCCCACUUUCUUUGACCAGUCAUACGAGGACGUCUACUGCAGAAAAAUGGCUGGAACGACUAUUCGCAAAGCCUUGGCUCUGGUUUUGACGGUUUUUGUCGACUUUUCCCUGUUUCACGCGUCCGGAUUAGUGGUCAUCCACAGCGUGUUCGGACACCUUGCGCGCUUGUGGGUGUCUGCAGCCCUGCGCUGGUCAGCUGUUACUGUUGUUGCUUUGCUCAUACUGGGGGACCUCAGACCUCGGCUGAUUCGUUUUCUAACGGCGUACAGCCUGCUCCCGGCGGUCUUUGAGUCCGGCUCCGCCGCGUUUUACCGAGAGGAGAGCCAAUGUGGCCGAGCCACGGAUGUGCGCUGCUGGCUGGCGUGUGGCGCAGCGUCGCUGGCUGCUGCGCUGUUCUGGGAGAUCACCAUCCCGGACCCCGACGAAGAGGCUGCGGAGAAAGAACAGAAACAGAAGUCCAGAGUUCUGUUCAUGAGAGUCCUCCGCUUGUACAGGCCCGACUAUCCCCUGCUGCUCGGAGGCUUUGUGUUCCUGUCCCUGGCAGUUCUCUUUGAGAUGUUCAUUCCCUUCUACACUGGAAGAGUUAUUGACAUCCUGGGUAGAAAUUACAAUCAUAGUGAAUUUCUCACUGCACUCCUCUUCAUGGGACUGUACUCUGUUGGGGGUUCAGUGAGUGCCGGCUGCAGAGGGGGUCUGCUAAUGUGUGCCAUCAGCUCAUACACAUGCAGAAUCCAAGUAAAGCUGUUCGGGGCUUUAACCAAACAGGAAAUUGGAUUCUUCGAGAGCACAAAAACAGGUGAGAUCACAUCCAGACUCUCCAAAGACACAACCCUCAUGGGAAGAACAGUGUGUCUGAAUGUCAACAUCCUCCUGAGGACAUUCAUUAAGACCAUCGGCAUGAUCACCCUUAUGAUGAGUCUGUCUUGGAAGCUUACAUUCCUUGUACUGAUGGAGACACCCAUCACUGGGCUCAUACAGAACAUCUACGACACACACUACCAGCGUUUGUACCAGGCGAUGCAGGACUCUAUGGCUCGUUCAAUGGAAGCUGCAAAUGAGGUCGUGUUUGGGAUUCGAGUUGUGAGGGGUUUCAACUCAGAAAAACAGGAGGGCAAACGUUAUGACAAAUUUUUAACAGAAACACACAACCUGAAAAUACGUCGGGACACUGUCACAGCAGUUUACCUACUAGCACAGAGGUUGACAGGCUUGGGGAUGCAGGUCCUCAUAUUGUACUACGGCAGACUUUUCAUCCAGAGGGGGCAGAUGACCGCCGGGAACCUGGUUUCCUUUAUUCUCUAUCAGUCAGAUCUUGGAGACAACAUCAGGACUCUCACUAACAUCUUCGGGGACAUGCUGAACUCAGUGAUGGCUGCUGGGAAAGUGUUUGAAUACCUGGACCGAAAACCUCGGGUCAGCGCGGAUGGAAAGCUCAAACCGGAUCAGCUGAGCGGACACGUCAGAUACCACCAACUCAGCUUCGCUUACCCGGCAAACCCCAGUAAAACUGUGCUGAAGGACAUUUCUUUGGAGCUGAAACCAGGUCAGAUGACAGCUCUAGUGGGUCCAUCAGGAGAAGGAAAAAGCACCUGUGUGAGUCUGCUGGAGCGAUUUUACGAGCCUCAGAGUGGAGAAAUUCUUCUGGAUGGGGAGCCUCUAAAAUCCUACGACCACCGCUUCUUCCACCAGAAGGUUGCAGUGGUGAGCCAAGAGCCUGUCCUCUUCUCUGGCUCCAUCAGAGACAACAUUGCCUAUGGGCUCGCUGACUGCUCAAUGGAAAAGAUUAAGGAAGCAGCUCGAAAAGCCAAUGCCCAUGACUUCAUCGAGCAGAUGGAGAAAGGCUACAAUGCAGAUGUGGGUGAAGGAGGCAGUCAGUUAUCCAAGAGUGAGAGGCAGCGGAUUGGCAUCGCUCGAGCUCUGGUCAGAGAGCCAAAGGUCCUCAUUCUGGAUGAAAUCACCAGCUCACUGGACACUGAAAGUGAAAACAAGGUUCUGCAGGCUCUGGCGAGCUGCCCUAACCAGACACUCCUGGUGAUCGCUCACAGGCUGAAGACGAUUGAGAAGGCAGAUCAGAUUAUUGUGAUUAGUGGGGGCAACGUUGAGGAGCAGGGGAAUCACCAGGAGCUGAUGGAGCUGAAGGGAAGUUACUACAAACUGAGGGAGAAGCUUUUCACUGAGGGGAGUUCACCACAGUGAUCAACGACUGAAGCUACUGAAGCUAAUUUAACUUAAGCGUCCGAAUCUUAUUACUUUUUCCCCCCAUAUUUUUAAAAGUUAUGACACUUUUUUCCUUUGAGACAUGUCUUCAUGAGAGGAUUUUUUUUCAUGACCUGAUAUUUGAUAAAUGUUUAACCAAACAAGUCAACAAUCCACAAUAAAUCUUUUCUUAUCAAAGAAGUCAAAGAUUUCUUUAUUGGUCAGGAAUAAAAUAUCAAUCAGAAGUUUGUCUUAAUAUAUUUGAACUGUCGUCUUUAUACUGUAGGAUAUGCGUAAAUAAAGUUUUCUAAUUUAAUACCUUUGCUGGUUGUACUUCUGACAUUAUUCUGGUUAGUACGUGUGGAGGAGAGGAAAAAUGG
Molecule: messenger RNA, 3519 nt
Organism: Menidia menidia (Atlantic silverside)
Lineage: Eukaryota; Metazoa; Chordata; Actinopteri; Atheriniformes; Atherinopsidae
Source: the annotation of a GenBank genome assembly